This is a messenger RNA of Erigeron canadensis, 1385 nucleotides long. Its product is annotated as F-box protein CPR1-like. The record is from RefSeq and is a predicted model, not a curated record. NCBI's taxonomy places the organism in Eukaryota, Viridiplantae, Streptophyta, Magnoliopsida, Asterales, Asteraceae. The transcript has a single exon. Bases 38 to 1261 code for a protein of 407 amino acids. Gene Ontology annotation, molecular function: protein binding.
AUUUCAUUCGAGAACGAAUAUCCAGAAACAACUAUUUAUGAGUAGUUUAUCGGCAUCCACCUUGUGGCAUCCACGAAAAAAGCCUUUACUAGUACGAGGAACAAAUAUCAUCCCUGACGAUGUCUUGUUAAGCAACAUAUUUAUUCGAUUAGCAGCCAAACAACUUGCUCAAAUGAGAUCCCUUUCUAAAACCUGGAAUUCUCGCUUGUCUCAUCCCUCCUUUAUCAAAUCUCAUCUCGAUCAUUCCAAGGAUACCAAUGAUGAAAUUCUUAUGGUAUUCCAAAACUCGUAUAUUUCAGAGAUUACACCAUUCACCACACACACCACACCGGACCUCCAACUCACGAAUUCGGUCAAUGUCCAUAUGAAUAGCUCCUCAGCUUAUGGCCAUUUUGUUGGCGCCGUUAAUGGUUUAAUAUGCCUUUUUAGUAAUGGAGUUUUCAAGAUUUGGAACCCUUCUCUCUCGUCCUUAAUAGCUCUCCCACCAUAUACGUUUGACAGUGACGAGGAUGAUAUAACUUUCAAUCACCGGUUUGGGUUUGAUCCCAAAACGAAUGACUAUAAAGUUAUCAAGCUUACAUAUAAUAGCAGUGUAGACGAUAAUAUAGCUUACAACUGGUUUCCCGUGGAGGUGUUCAGUGUGUUAAAGGGUUCUUGGGAAUCAAUUACCGAAAGGUUUCCAUCCCAUGUUGAAACGAUUCUUAAUAUGAAUGAGUUUGUUGUAGAUGGAUAUGAUGGUCGUCUUCAUUACCUUUGUAGGGUUAAUUAUGGAGCUGAACGGAAGAAAGUAACAAUAGUGGCCUUUGAUUUGGGUGAUGAAACUUUUAGUGAAAUAGUACUCCCAGAUAGUGUACAAAAUUACAGUAGGGCGAUGGAGGUGGGAGUUUUGUCCAAAAAGCUUUGUGUUAUGUCAGGCCUUCGCAAUGGUGGUUGCGAGGUGUGGGUGAUGGAAAAUUAUGGGGUGGUUACUUCGUGGGUGAAAUGCCAUGUAAUUUCAAAAUAUAAGGGUCAUGAUAUUUAUCCAAUUGGAUUUACUUCAAACAAUCAGUUUCUGUUUGCACAUGGUAUUCAUCUAUCAUUGUACGACCCAGAAGCAUCCACAUUUAGAGAUUUUAAGGAUGCGCAACCAUUUACCAACUUAGUCACAGUUGUUCAAUAUGUUGACAGUCUCGUUUGGGUAACAGCCGCUAAGUGGGCCUAUAAUGAUGUCUCCAAAUCUUCAUCACAGAUUGAAAAGAAGCAACACUUAUUGGAUGGUUAAUGAAUGAUGAUCAAACUAAUAACACCACAAGAGGUAACACCAUAAUUAGCUGUCUGCUGAACGACUCGGUUUAACAAAAGUAUCGAUCAAUUUCUAAUAUAUUACUUUAGACACUAUUUCAAUU